This is a messenger RNA of Lolium rigidum, 1143 nucleotides long. RefSeq names its product protein DCL, chloroplastic-like. The record is from RefSeq and is a predicted model, not a curated record. Bases 87 to 770 code for a protein of 227 amino acids. Gene Ontology annotation, biological process: chloroplast rRNA processing; chloroplast organization. Gene Ontology annotation, cellular component: chloroplast. Lineage: Eukaryota; Viridiplantae; Streptophyta; Magnoliopsida; Poales; Poaceae. The transcript has 3 exons.
GGCCGCGACUCGUGGCACGGCGCGCCCGUACCAUGCCGUGACGCCCGAAGCCACCAAAGAAUCCCGCUUUCAUCGCCUCGCCGCACAUGCACUUCCCCUCGCCGGCCGCGGCGCACCCCAUGUCCGCGCCCGCCGUCUCCUGCCUGCGCCUCGUCCUCCCCGGCUUCACCGGCCUCGUCUCCGCCUCCCUCAUCCUGAGCCGCGCCGCCCGCGCCCGCGGGGUGGCCGUGAGGUCGGGCGGACAGGGCGCGGCGCCGCCCGAUUCGGCGGCCAUCCUGCGGCGUCCGGCCGCCGCCACGGCGGCCGCGGACGAGCAGGAGAGCGACGCGGACGCCUCGUUGGGUUCCCCGGUGGAGGACGAGGCGCCGGAUGAGGGCAGGAGGAGGGGCGCGGAGAGGGAGUGGGUGGACUGGGAGGACCUCAUCCUCGAGGACACCGUGCCGCUCGUUGGCUUCGUGCGGAUGAUACUCCACUCCGGCAAGUACUCAAGUGGUGAUCGGCUGACUCCUGAACAUGAAAAAGCCAUUCUUGAACGAUUGCUGCCAUAUCAUCCACAAUAUGAGAAGAAAAUUGGAUGUGGUAUUGACUACAUCACGCUAGGGUUGCAUCCAGAAUUCGAGAAUUCAAGAUGUUUGUUCAUAGUUAGGACGGACGGCGAGCAAGUUGAUUUUUCCUUCUGGAAGUGCAUCAAAGGCCUAAUACGAGAAAAGUACCCCUUGUAUGCAGACAGUUUCAUUCUCAGACAUUUCCGCAGGAGGCAGGAUUACUGAAAUAGCAGCUCGUACGAUUGUUCCGUGUAAUAUUUUGAUUUGGUCCACAUGCCUUAAUAUCAUCAUGUGAUUUUGCAUUUGUCCAAGUUCAUGUGGAACGAUAGGUUGCAGAUGAGCCUUGAGUGCUCUGUUUAGUAGUAUUAAGCUUAUUGUUAGCAGCGUAUAUGCCCUUUACCAGUCUUCUGAAGACCACACAAGAUAUGGAUUUGAUUUAUCCGUGACUUGAGAUGCUGCUCUUUUCCAUCCCUUGUCACGGAUCCAACCAGAUGUGAGGCUACCAAGGGCCACAUUUCAAGUGACAAUCAGUAUUGUUUUUUCCAACUUGACGAUCUUUGCGAUCGAGCGCUACAUAGUGUGAUUCUGUUUUGAAGCA